AUGGAUGAAACUUUUGAUCGGGAAGGAGAAGGUGAAAUCGGCGUGAAGAAGUCAUGGACCAAACUUAUUGUUAUUGGGAUGACACCUAGUCUUAUGCAUCCUAUCAGGGCGAAAAAGAAUGAAGAAAUAACAAACAAUAAGCUAACCUGGUUUGACCAUUUAAUUACUCAUAUAUUUGAGAAGCUUGAAGGUAAACAACAUACUUCUCUAGUAUAUUAUGAGAAAAACUAUUCACCAACAGCAGGAAUGGACCUCAUUGUUCGUAGACCUCCAAUUAUCAAUGUAUACGUUAGGCUUGUAUUGUGGAACCCAACCACCGAAGAAUUCAAGAUCAUUCCUCCCAGCUUGUGUGUGUCACGUCUCAUUGAAUCUUCUCCCCAUGAUGAUGAAUGGCCAGAGUUUUAUGUUCAUGGAUUUGGUUAUGACCAAGUUAACAAUGACUAUAAGGUGGUUCGUUGUGUACAAAUUCCUCUAACUCAUUAUCUACACAUCUUUUGGGAGAUAUAUAGCUUAAGAAAUAAUUGUUGGAGUGAACUUAAAUUUAAGAUGCCUGCUUCUUAUUCGGAUCGUCAGGAUCUCUAUGUCUACACCGACGGAACAUGUCAUUGGUUGUCUGUACGUUUUAAAGGUGAAAUCGGCGUGAAGAAGUCAUGGACCAAACUUAUUGUUAUUGGGAUGACACCUAGUUUUAUGCAUCCUAUCAGGGCGGAAAAGAAUGAAGAAAUAACAAACAAUAAGCUAACCUGGUUUGACCAUUUAAUUACUCAUAUAUUUGAGAAGCUUGAAGGUAAACAACAUACUUCUCUAGUAUAUUAUGAGAAAAACUAUUCACCAACAGCAGGAAUGGACCUCAUUGUUCGUAGACCUCCAAUUAUCAAUGUAUACGUUAGGCGUAAGCGCAAGGCAGGAGCAUAG
Messenger RNA from Vicia villosa (hairy vetch), 915 nucleotides. RefSeq lists its product as uncharacterized. Bases 1 to 915 code for a protein of 304 amino acids. The record is from RefSeq and is a predicted model, not a curated record. Lineage: Eukaryota; Viridiplantae; Streptophyta; Magnoliopsida; Fabales; Fabaceae. The transcript has 5 exons.